Messenger RNA from Bombina bombina (fire-bellied toad), 3541 nucleotides. It is a transcript of the gene ERF, whose product is annotated as ETS2 repressor factor. The record is from RefSeq and is a predicted model, not a curated record. Gene Ontology annotation, molecular function: DNA-binding transcription factor activity, RNA polymerase II-specific; sequence-specific DNA binding. Gene Ontology annotation, cellular component: nucleus. Lineage: Eukaryota; Metazoa; Chordata; Amphibia; Anura; Bombinatoridae. Gene Ontology annotation, biological process: cell differentiation; regulation of transcription by RNA polymerase II. The coding region runs from base 80 to 1600 and encodes 506 amino acids. The transcript is spliced from 4 exons.
CCCGGGGCCCGAGCAGGAGGAGAGAUACAGGCAGACUGGAGCCAGGCACUGAACGGAUAGCACAGACUGCGGGAUAGCCAUGAAAACCCCGGCCGAGCCAGGGUUUGCCUUUCCUGACUGGGCCUAUAAGCCGGAGUCCAGUCCGGGAUCCCGACAGAUACAGUUGUGGCAUUUCAUUUUGGAGCUGUUGCGGAAAGAGGAAUAUCAUGAUGUCAUCGCCUGGCAGGGAGACUAUGGAGAGUUUGUUAUUAAAGACCCUGAUGAAGUAGCACGGCUGUGGGGGGUCCGCAAGUGCAAACCUCAGAUGAAUUAUGACAAACUGAGCCGUGCACUUAGGUAUUACUACAAUAAAAGGAUCCUGCAUAAAACCAAAGGCAAACGUUUCACCUAUAAGUUCAACUUUAAUAAACUGGUGCUAGUGAACUAUCCCUUCAUAGAUAUGGGCAUGGCAGGAGGGCCAGUCCCUCAGAGUGCCCCCCCUGUCCCUUCAGGGGGAUCCCACUUCAGAUUCCCACCCUGCACCCCGUCAGACGUCCUGUCUCCCAACGAAGAACUGCGAUCUCCUACACUUUUCUCCUCUGUGGCACGUCGCUUGGCACGAGGCUCUGUCAGUGACUGCAGUGAUGGAACAUCUGCUAAUUCUGAGGUGGAGGAGAGUCUUGGUGAGGAGCAGCACCGCAGAGGUCCUGGACCUGAUAUUCCAGCCUUUAGGGGUCCUCCACUUCCUCGCCUAUCCCAUGAGGGCAUCUUCAGGGUCUACCCUCGUCCACGGGUUCCAGAGCCGCUCAGCCCUUUCCCUGUAUCACCAAUGGGGGCACCUUCUGGUCUUCUUCCUCCACAACUUUCACCUGCUCUGCCCAUGACACCCAAUCACAUGAACUAUACCCCAUCACCAACACUCAGCCCUAUGUAUCCAGGAGGAAGUCACUUCUCUUUUAAUCCAGACGACAUGAAACGCUACCUUCAAGCACACACGCAGAGCGUUUACAAUUACCACCUCAGUCCAAGGGCAUUCCUACACUACCCUAGCAUUAUUGUGCCUCAACCACAGCGCCCUGACAAGCCUAUACAUUUGCCGCCUGAUGAGCCUCCCUUCAAAUUCAAACUGCAACCCCCUCCACUGGGCAAAAAACAGCGUGAGCGUCCCAUGGAGCAGUGCUCAUCAUCAACGUCGUCCUCUUCUGGUGUUCCACAGAUUAAAGUGGAGCCAAUUUCUGAUGCAGAAGAGGAAGAGGAGGAGCUGACAGUGGAAGUGACAGACAUCAGUGAAGAGGAGGAAGAUGAAGAGGUGUUCAAAGCUCCCUCUGCUCCGGAGCUGAAAGUCUCACCGCCUGCACCGCCCGAGAGGGAGGAGGAGUACUCUUAUGCUGGGGGAGAGAGUGGUCGUUGCAUCCCAUUAAAAUUGCGCUUCAAGCGCCGUUGGAGUGAGGAUCAACGGCUGGAAGCUGAAGGGGGAGCAGAGGAGUCAGACAAAAAAGUGAGGGGUAAUCCAGAGGAAACAAACCUCCACCAUCAGCAAGGUGGCUUGCCUUGCAGGAGGGUGAGCACUGACCUGCAGCGUGCCACUGAGGAACUUUCACUGGAGAGUCGGGAUUCUUAAUUGACCUCUUUGGGAAAAUGUGGUCUAUGGUGCAGAAGCAGGUCAAUGAUAUGCAGAAAACUUUAACCUCUUGAGCACUAUAGGGGUGGAAUGACAAAACAAAACCUUAAGCUUUGUAUUUCUGCAAAAUUGUUCCCAUGUUAAAGACCCUAUUAACUGUCCCACAAUGUCAGUCAUUUUCAAGAUUGGAUUUUUAUUUUAUUUUUUAAAUCCUCAAUUUUUAAUUUCUGGUUUUGCUUAAAAUUACCAGAACUGCUGCAGAAAAGCUUUUAUUUUUAACAGGACACUGUUCUAAAUCUCACGCCUUAAUAGGCAGCCAUUUUGCCAUCCCACCUUUUCUUAGUACAUAUGUAAAUAUUGCCUUUUUACUUGCAUGGUGAUCAGCUGAGGAGCUGUGAACAAUCAGGUUUUGUACCAUAGCAAGAAAAUCCCAAAGGAAGCAACAGACUAUUGUAUUUAUAUUUUCCCCUCACCCCUCCAGUGCUUACCCAGCCCUUGCCAGUUUUACUGGCACCUUCUCAGGUUUAUCGGGGUGCAAUGCCCCAAUUUCACCUUGGGCAGACUUGUAUCCCUGUGCUUUAGCUGUCCCCCUCCCCACUCAGGACACUAUAUCUAACCUUUAACCUUUUAAGGGACUGCCUUUGCUUGUAAACGUCUCUAUCCAUGAAAUGAUUUAUUGAUGACAGACCGCUCCACCUCAAUUUAUGUUCUUGUGUGCUGCCUUAUACACCGUGGCUUAUAUGUAAAAAAACAAACUAAUUUUCUUCUAUUACUGCAUUUUAUAGACUGUUAGUUUUAUAUUCUGCUGUGCUCCUUCCUUAUUCAAAAAAUCUGGAUUUUAUUGAUCCUUUUUUUUUUUUUUUUUUAUUAUUAUUUCUAUAAAAAAAAAUGUUUAAAUGAUAAUGUUGAUAGGAGUUUUAAGCAUUCCCAAAACAAAUAUGUACAAAUAUAAUUAUGUAGAUAAUUCGAUAAGGUGUUUUUUUGCUCCCUUUUGUUGAAGUUCUACUUGUGAGGAUUUUGUACACCUAUAGUUUCUACCCUUCACUGGAUCUACAAAAAUAUAUACAUAAAAUGAUGUAAUGUCCAACACAGAUAUAGUGUACCCUCUCUGUAAUUUGUUUAUCUUAACGUAAACUGAGGUUUGAGUGGCAAUUUAUCUAAUUUAUCUCCUGUAAUGUUUUUGAAGGCCUUGAACUCACAAUCAGACAUAUAAUGUGCCUUAUUGCGAUUCCCUGCAGACUGCAUCACUAAGUCUUAAACAAUAUAGCCCCCCUGUCACCUUAAUUCUCAAAGCCUUGCCCUUUAAAAUAGGAAGGACCAUGCCUUGACCUUAUGUUUACAAUGGAAAAUGUGUAAAGUAGAGAUUGGGUUUUCUGGCGUUAAUGCUUUUUAGGGUGGCGUCAGGCAAAUAUCAGUGAAGGUGUAAACCUUUUCUCUGUUUAGGCUGAUGCUUUGAUGAUACUUAGCAUCAUUUAAUUAUGGUUUUCCUGUACCAUAUUUUGCACCAGUGCUUUACUGUGGUAUGGAUGUCAUUCUAUUUAGAACAUUGUUUAACCCUUCAGCUGUCAGAAGCAUGAUUCCGAACCUAUGAAACUACAGGACCUUGACCCUUCUUUAAGACGUAGAAUCCUUAAACUGGCUUGUGAGACAUAUGUAUUAUACUACUUUUUAUUACCACAAUUGGGGUAUGCAACAGAUUUCCCUAAUGAGCAUUUUAUCUCUGGCUACGAGAGGGUUAAUGCCGUAGCUCAUACCAGCAAACUGGGGUGCAUGGGGGAGGAUGAUCUGGCUCUGGGACAGGUAAAAACAACAAGUUCAACCUUGAUACUUGCAUUGAAGAAAAAAAUUCUCUUAUACACGCAGAUUGUAAAUAUAUAUAGAAAAGUCUGUUCACAUUUAAGAAUGUAUCUUAAACAAUAAAAAAAAAUAUUUCAUCUGUUA